Abrus precatorius (Indian licorice) is the source of this 1656-nucleotide messenger RNA. Its product is annotated as protein IQ-DOMAIN 14-like. Gene Ontology annotation, molecular function: protein binding. The record is from RefSeq and is a predicted model, not a curated record. NCBI's taxonomy places the organism in Eukaryota, Viridiplantae, Streptophyta, Magnoliopsida, Fabales, Fabaceae. The transcript is spliced from 6 exons. Bases 283 to 1656 code for a protein of 457 amino acids.
AAGGCUCGUGAUUUUAACCCUUUAGGGAAAAAAAGUUAAAGCCUUGAUAUCUGUGCUCAUUGUGAAAUCUAUCCAAAGUUCCACAUUCUUUGGCAUCUGAUACUAUAAUAAAGAAUGUUGCUGAUUUCAAAAAUAUCUCCAUAUGAUUUUAAUCACAGGAAAUGCGCUUUUUUCCAAGCUUCUAGUUCUCUUAAACGGUGAUUCUUGUCCUUUUUUAAAGAGUCUAGGAGAUAUCAUCAAAUGGAUCACAGAAACUUAAGCUGGUCCAUUUGAUUUUGUUAAAUGGGCAUGAAGGGCUGGUUUAGUAUUCUGAAGAGGCUCUUCAUAUGGGACACAAAUUCCACAUCAGAGAAGGAGAAAAGAAGGAAUUGGAUGUUUGAGAGGGUUAAGAAUAAGAGAUUGCCAUCAAUUAAAGCCCCACCACCAUCAAAGGAAACAAUAGUAAGUGAAGCCGAGGAAGAACAUAGCAAACAUGCUUUAACAGUUGCUAUUGCCUCAGCUGCUGCUGCAGAAGCUGCUAUUACAGCAGCUCAGGUUGCUGUUCAGGUUGUUAGGCUCCAAUCAGCUCACCAACAUAAUAAAGAAAAUCAAGAAGAAUUUAAACCUCUUAAAACUACGCAUGAUACUCCUCAUUGCAAACAGCAAUGGCAGAGGAAGAUUGAAGAUUCUUCAGCCAUCAAAAUUCAAACUGCAUUUCGAGGUUACCUAGCAAGGAAAGCUUUGAGGGCAUUGAAGGGAAUAGUGAAGCUUCAAGCUAUCAUUCGUGGCAGAGCUGUGAGACGCCAAGCUAUGAGUACCCUGAAGUGCUUGCAAUCCAUUGUAAGCAUUCAGUCACAAAUGUUUGCAAGGAGGCUACAAAUGGUUGAAGGAAGGUGGGAUUUUGGUGAGCAUGAGGAGAUGCAAGGUUCAAGAGACAAGAUAAUAAGGAUGGACUCAAACAGUCAGAGAAGAUGGGAUGACAGCCUUUUGUUGAAGGAAGAAGUAGAUGCCUCAUGCAUAAGCAAGAAAGAAGCAGCACUUAAGAGAGAAAGAAUAAAAGAUUACUCAUUUAAUCACAGAAGAUCAGCUGAAUCAGAAAGAAAUAAAAUAAAUGGAAGAUGGAGGUACUGGAUGGAGCAGUGGGUAGACACCCAUCUUUGUAAGAGUAAAGAACUUGAAGAUUUAGACUCGGUUUUCAGCUCACAUUAUUCUAGAGAUGGGGAUGAAUGUGGAAGAAGACAACUCAAACUUAGAAAUAUUCAGAGACAAAAUCAUGUUGAAGGGUUAGAUUCUCCAAUAUUUACUUCAAGGAACUCUUUCCUUAAAGGGAGCCAAAACUCAGAGGGAGGAGAAGAUCACUUAUUACCAAGCUCUCCAUCAAUUCCCACAUACAUGGCUGCAACGAAAUCAACACUUGCAAAAGCAAGAUCAGCAAGCUCCCCAAAAGCAAGGACAGGAGGGAAUUUUGACAUGAACUCUGAUAGUUAUUCACCAUGCAAGAAAAAGCUAUCUACUAUGGCUUCUGUUAACAGUGAAGUGCUUAGUAAUGGUAGGAUGGGAAAGCUCAGCUGUAAUCAGCAAAGAUCUCCUAGCUUGAAGGGCAUUUCAAGACCCUUAAAAUCAAGCCACACAGUGAGGGAUCUCAGCAUUAAUUCAGAUUGCUCAGUGCAAAAUUGA